This is a messenger RNA of Fusarium poae, 450 nucleotides long. RefSeq lists its product as uncharacterized. NCBI's taxonomy places the organism in Eukaryota, Fungi, Ascomycota, Sordariomycetes, Hypocreales, Nectriaceae. The transcript has 2 exons. The coding region runs from base 1 to 450 and encodes 149 amino acids. The record is from RefSeq and is a predicted model, not a curated record.
AUGGCACGAAUAUCUCUAUUUAUCCUCCUCUUGGGGGCAUUUAUUUCUCUAGCAGCAGCAUCCGCGCCCACCUUUUGCAAAUGCACAUGCUUCAAGAACAGCACCAUCAUCCCUCUCGGUCCCAAAGACGAGUCCCUCCGCCGCUCCAUCGAUCUCCCUACAUUCCAGCUCGAGCCACGCUCAAAGUCGAAAUCAUGCUCCGAAUGCACCAAGGCCUUCUGUCUCAAGCAAGGCAUUGACUUUUGUAAAGACGCGACCGAGGAGGAUGUCUCGACCAUGUGCUUCCAGCGCGAUAGCAACAAGGACAAGAUCAUCGUCUGGGCUUUUAUCAUUGGGACUGUCGGGUUACUGGGCUGGGCUGCUUUCAAAAAGGUUGUGGCAAUGCGCCAGGGGGGUGCGUUUCCAAGACAGGGUAGCAACUAUGCUCCCAUGCAGGGAAACUUUCGAUGA